AUGGCCGCGGGCGGCCGGGCGCGCGAGCCCCGCGUCCUCCUCUGCCUCGGGGCGCUGCUGGCCCGCUGGGUCACCGCAGGACUGGAGGCUGUUGUCGUUGGUGAAGUUCACGAGAACGUUACUCUGCACUGCGGCAAUUUCUCGGGACCCAGGGGCCUGGUGACCUGGUACCGGAACGACUCGGAGCCCGUCUUCCUUCUCUCCUCCAAUUCCAGCCUCCUGCCCAGCCAGCCUCGCUUCUCUCUAGUGAGCAGCAGUUCCCUGCACAUCGAGGCGCUGAGCCUGCAGGACGAGGGCAGCUACACCUGCCAGGAGGAGGCCCUCAAUGAGACAAGGUGGUUCCCUGUGCAGCUGAAGGUGGCCAGUGGCCCCUAUCAGAUCGAGGUCAACAUCUCUGCUGCUGGCAUCCUCCCCAACGGCACCCUCUACACUGCCAAGGGCUCCCAGGUGGACUUCAGCUGCAGCAGCGGCUCCCAGCCUCCGCCCGAGGUCGAGUGGUCCUUUAGCACCCCUGUCAGGUCGGAGUCCUUGGGAACAAACCUGACGGUCAACUGCUUCACGCUCUUGCUGAUGUCACAAAACCUCCAAGGGAACUACACCUGUAUGGCCAAGAACCUGCUCAGCGGGAGACAGCGAGAGGUGACCACGGAGCUCCUGGUCUACUGGCCCCCUCCGUCAGCUCCUCAGUGCUCGGCAGAGAUGCCGUCAGGAUCGUCAGGAUCGUUGGCACUGAAUCUCACCUGCCACUGGGAUGGGGGAUACCCUAACCCUAACUUCCUGUGGACAGAAGAGCCAGGAGGGGCCAUCGUGGGGGAGUCAGAGCUGGGGAUGGAGCUGCUGAACCUGUCCCAGCUGUCGGAUGGCAAGAAGUUCAAGUGCGUUGGGAGCCACAUAAUGGGGCCAGAGUCCGGAGCCAGCUGUGUGGUACAGAUCCGGGGUCCCUCCGUUUUCUCUGAGCCCAUGAAAACUUGCUUUCUGGGGGGCAAUGUGACGCUCACCUGCCAGGUGACGGGCGCCUACCCCUUUGCCAAGAUCCAGUGGCUGAGGAACCUCACGCAGCCCGAGGUGGUCAUCCAGCCCGACAGCCACUACCUCAUUGCCCAGAACGGCCAGAGCUCCUCCCUCACUGUGCACAACUGCUCCCAGGACCUGGACCAAGGCUACUACGUGUGCCGGGCUGAGAACCCUGUGGGGGUGCGCGAGGUGGACAUCUGGCUGAGCGUGAAAGAGCCUCUGAACAUCGGGGGCAUUGUGGGAACCAUCAUCAGCCUCCUCCUGCUGGGACUGGCCAUUGUCUCAGGGCUCAUGUUGUAUUAUAGCCCCAUGUUCUGCUGGAAAGCAGGAAGCACUUUCAGGGGACAAGACAUGGGUGAUGUCAUGGUAUUGGUGGAUUCAGAAGAGGAAGAGGAGGAUGUGGAAGAGGAAGAGGAGGAGGAGGAGGAAGAGGAGGAGGAGACCAAUGAAAGAGAAGAGUUGCCAAAAGAAAUGCACAAACAUGGCCACAUUCACAGAGUGACCGCAUUGGUAAAUGGGAACUUAGAGCAGAUGGGAAACAGACUCCAGGAUCUACAAGAUGACAUCAGUGAGCAACAUAGUGACAUCAUUCAAGAAGAAGACAGGCCAGUCUAAAGAAGAGGACUGGCCAUUGCUGUCUGGAAAGUGUGGGAGGCUCUGCGGAGCUCUUCAUUCAGCUUUGACCCCACUCGCGCCCUGCCGGAGAGUUUGCGUUACAAACACCCGGGGUCUCCCAGCGGAGAAGAAAAGCAGACACAUAGCUUUCCUUCCAUUUAAAAAAAAAAAAAAAUUGGUUUAAUUUGAUGUAAGUUUCCCCAAUGAUGUAAAAAUACUGUGGGAAGGAGCCCUUGGGGAGGUGGGGAGCUGCAGUUGGCAUCUGAGGUGCCAUUUUUGCUGUCACUCUUGGCCCUGUCCGGGCUGACAUACUGUGAUAGACAGGGAUUUGGAGAGACACACAUGAGGGAAGCACUUGGUCUCAGUGCCCUUGGCCAUUCCCCCAGCACAAAAGGGAAUACAUGGGGUGACAGGGAAACUUCCUUGAUCGCUGCCCAAGUGAGAAACCAGGCAACGGCAGCUCCCUGAGAAAGGUGACAUGUCUGCUACCAAAGCAAGUCAGAGGGAGGUGUUUGGGUCCGACACUCCUGCGCUUCUGCCUGGGCCUUGACUCUCCCAUGCUCCAUGUGCUUGGCCAUGUCUCUUGACCCCUCACGAGCCUCAGUUUUCCUCAUUUGUGAAAUGGGUGAAGACAUUCCUACAGGAGCCAGGCUUGUGGCGAGGCAAUCUGGGGUGUCAAAGUGCCUAGGAGGUGCUCAGUAGAUAUUAGUUACCUUCUAGCCUUCCUUAGUGGAAGAAAAAAACUGUUCACUGUCAAUUAGGAGUUGCCGGCAGACACUUUAGUUCUUUGCAGAAUGGUUUCCAAGAGGCCAUUGUCAGAGGUCAGGGGGAUCCUUUUCCCCCUGGAGGUAUGAUUCUUUACAAAAGAGGUAGGAACUGAUAAGAGGAAGUGCCUUUCAUUAGAAACUUACAUUUUUACAGAGCUUCACAUUAAAAGCCUCCUCCUCAGGGAUGGACCUAGGAUUAGCUUUCAGCUUUUCUCAUUCUUCUCUUGCUUUGAAAGGAGGCAAGAGGCACGUUUAUUUCCUAAGAGUAUCUGGUGAUAAGAACUUGGACAAACCCGUCCACCCAGCCCCAGUUUGUCUCCCCACCUCUGUAAUGGGAAAACUUGCAUCAUCUUAAUUCUUAAAAAUAUAAGGAGGAUAUACUGAUCAAAAACACUAAGUUUCAAAUGAAAAUGACAAGUGAUGAGUUUGGGUUGCUAAAGCUUCCAGUAGAUCCUUGGGUGGGUUUUCUUUUCUCCCUAAUUCCAUCCAAAUCCCUUGAAGUCAGGGACCAUAUAAAGGUGCAAUGGAUGUGUGCUAAACACGGACAUCUGACUUGAAUUUGUAUUCUUUAAUGUUGCAUAUUCUGUUCCAAUGGGCAAGACUUCGGGUUAAAAGUGAACUUCUCUUCUCCAGUACCAGAGAGGGAACUGAAACUCCCAAAAUGAGAAGCUGGUUUUCUGUAGUAACCUGAAGGUGUGGUUGGGAAAGUCUGUUUUUCUGGAGGAAGAGACUACACUGAGAAAAUCACUAGAAAUGUGCCCUGUUCCCAACUCAGGACACUGGGGAGUCUGGAGCUAGUGAAAAUUCAUAUCUCUCAGAAAUAGCUGUGAAUUAUAUUUCCACUUGGUUCAUUCCUUUGCUGCAUAGUAGCUCUUGGACUGGAUCACUCUGUAAAACUGUUGGUGUCAUUUUAGAAUGAGAUGCUCAGGUUGCUUCUGAACUCAAUGGAGAUUGACUAGUCUCUCUUUUAGUCUUCCAUGACUAAAUUUAAGAGUCUACUAUACAAAGAAAGAAAAAAAAAAAGACAAAAGUUAGGGGGGGAACCACUAGCUAGGAAUGCAAUGUUUUGCAAUAUCACUGGGAUAUUUUCCACAACUUCCUUUUGCCCACACACAUAACGAUAGGAAAUAGUUGAGGGUUUUUCCACUACCAAAUGGGAGCUUCAAGGGCUUGGUGCCAAACACUGUGAAGCCCUGACCAUCUGAGCUGUGUUGUCACUUACACGGACCCUGUGUUCACAUAUAUACUCGGGGUUAGUUAAAGAGCUCAGGCACUGAAGUUCUUCACAUUUCAAGGAUGUGUGAAGAAUUGGAGCUCUUUUUUCCCUUAUAACAUGAUCCACACCCAAGUUCACAAGCCUGUCAAUAGUAGGUUACAGCCUUUGUGUGGCAAAGUCCAUGGACUUGAAAAAAAUGUUAUCUGCAUGUAUUGUUAAUUCAGAGACCAUGAGAUACUAUUUAUCAGAACCAGGAAGGUAAACAUUCCAGGGCUAUUACAAUUACAUUGCUUUUCCUCAAAAACUGUUGAACACUGGGGAGGGGGCUCUGAAGUCCUGCGGCUUUGAUAUUAGCUCCAUUUCUUACAAGCACAUACAGGACCUAUAACUGCAGCUGGGAAAUACGUGAUGGAAAAUUUCUAUAACCUGUGCACUGAAACCUGGAGAAUCAUGGUUGCUGGGCAGAAUUUAUUAUGAUGCAAUAAGUGCCAACAUAUAUUCUCAUAAUGGGACUGGCUAGAAACUGCUGCAAAGAAAAAUAAGCAGAUUCCUCUGCAUUAUUUACGUUUUAAUAUUUGGUGGGUAAAGUUGGAAGAAAUUAGUUAUGAGUUUAUGGAUUUUUUUAAGAUUAUGGAAUAAAGUUAUUUUUAAAUAAA
Marmota flaviventris (yellow-bellied marmot) is the source of this 4268-nucleotide messenger RNA. It is a transcript of the gene Vsig10, whose product is annotated as V-set and immunoglobulin domain containing 10. Lineage: Eukaryota; Metazoa; Chordata; Mammalia; Rodentia; Sciuridae. The record is from RefSeq and is a predicted model, not a curated record. Gene Ontology annotation, cellular component: neuron projection.